AUGACCACAGCACCCAGUGCAAAAAAACAGAACUCGUUUGUCCAUCUGUGGCACCGCCGACACGUGAAUCUUGACUUCUUUGGAUCCUUCGGCUUGGCUCAGGCCUUUUCUGUUGUUUCAAAGCUGCUGUCUCAGCGUCGGCUUGACCUGCUGGAUGAACUUGUAUCAGCAGAGGUACUUCAGGUGCUGAAGGAAAAGAUUUCUUUGCUCCCUGACAACCACAGGGAUGCUUUAGCAGCUGACAUUGAUUCAAUCAUGUACACAACAGAAGGAGAUGUUCGCUUUUACUACGGUGAUGAUGGAAGAAAGUUUGUUAGUAUCCUGAUGCGUUUCUGGUAUCUGAAUGGUGCUGACCUGCCUGAUGAAGUACCAGGUGAAACCAAAGUUUUCCAGAUUGUGUUUGGAGAUGAAAGCAUAAAAGAAAAAAGACAUCUUUUAACAGCAAACUAUGAGUUCCAAAGGGAGUUUACAGAAGGAGCAAAACCAGACUGGACAAUUACACGGAUUGAACAUCCGAGGCUAUUAGAAUAAACGUCUUCUACAGUCCUUUUAUGUACCAUUAUAAAUGUUCUGAUGUAACAAACAUCAGGCUUUUUUUUUGGUCUCUCUUUCCCCUUCCUGCCUUCUGCUCCAAAAGAGGGGUGAAUUUUGUAUGUUUGAUUUUCCAAAAUUGUUUCUGAAACUCACACUAUGCUGCAGCGUUACAAUAAAGACUUUUCCCUGGGGCAGGCUCGUCCAUGUUUAAUUAGUACUAAUGCUCAUCCAGGGCGUUUGCACAGCGCAGUUUCGUGCAGGCUGGUACUACCGAUGUGCCGACUUCUUACCUUCUGAGAAGAAAUGGUGCUGCCUGAAGAUAAACAACACUUUUGUGGCUGGUGGUCCUUCU
Messenger RNA from Opisthocomus hoazin, 886 nucleotides. NCBI's taxonomy places the organism in Eukaryota, Metazoa, Chordata, Aves, Opisthocomiformes, Opisthocomidae. The record is from RefSeq and is a predicted model, not a curated record.